Messenger RNA from Melanaphis sacchari, 2138 nucleotides. Its product is annotated as leucine-rich repeat flightless-interacting protein 2. The record is from RefSeq and is a predicted model, not a curated record. NCBI's taxonomy places the organism in Eukaryota, Metazoa, Arthropoda, Insecta, Hemiptera, Aphididae. The transcript has 12 exons. Gene Ontology annotation, biological process: regulation of DNA-templated transcription. The coding region runs from base 166 to 1941 and encodes 591 amino acids.
AAUCAUAAAAUAAAUAAUUUUAAAUAUUCGUUUUUUAUUUAUUUAGGAAUAGACUAGUAUAAUAUUUAAAAUGUGUAGUACAUUAAGUCAUGUUUUUGUGUAUCAAACCAAAUUUUUGAAGCAUUCAUAUUUAAAUUAAAAAAUAUAUCACAUUGAGCAUCUAACAUGAAUGAAAGUCAUAUUAAAAUGAACGUUACGCCAUGUGAUCUGGUUACUGGAGCGCAUAUUACUCACAUAUACAUAAAUCAAACUACAGAUAAUUUAAAUGAAAAAUCAUUAGAUGCUAAAUUACUCGUCAAUGUGCCUGUUGAAUUUAAUACAUCUAACUCUACAUUAGCGUCGAAAAAGUCCACAUCGCUAUAUUCUAGCAGUGUUAAUAGUGCGGAUAGUAGGGAUGCGGUGGUGAAUAUCUUAAAUAACGUUACUCCAUAUGAAUAUUCUAAAGUCGUUAACUCGUCGUCUAAGUUGAUAUUUGAUAAUGACGGAUCAUAUUCUUGUCACACAUGUGUUAAUGAUAAUACUGCACUGAAUUCAGUAUGCGAAAAUUUAAAUACUGAUGCAAUUCGUCCAGUAUGCAACGCUGAAACAAAUUAUACUUAUUUUUCAUCAGAGGACGACGAAAGUUAUUGUGCAUAUUCUAUUGCUGAUAUCAGUGAUAUCGAUGAGCUAUCAGAUAAUAUUUUGAACGAUCGUCAAUCUAGUCCUCUUAGGGAACAAACAAAGGUACGAAUUAAUGGUUCUAGUCAUGACUAUAAUUCCAAUUGUGAUUCUGAAGCAGAUGGAAUUGUAGCGUUUUUGGAUAAGCGUAAUGAUGAAGCUGAAGCUCGUUUGGCUGCAAGACGUCAAGCCCGUGCUGAAGCUAGAGAAAUUCGUAUGCGAGAAAUUGAACGACAACAAAAAGAAGCUGAGGAAAAUGCAGACAAAGCUUUUGAUAUGCAUACUGCUGAUGGAUCUAUUAUAAAUCGAGUAUCACGAGUAGCUGCAAGUACUGCCAGCCCUAGAGCAGCCAGUUCAAUACACAAUACUAACAGUUACCAAUCUAGUCGACGUAAUUCGGUUGAUUCUCUUGAUGAAUCUACUCCUAAUUUUCGAGAUUUUAGGAUGGAAUUAAAAGACUUAGAGGAAAAGUUCCGUAAAGCUAUGGUACAAAAUGCUCAACUUGACAAUGAAAAAGCAGCUGUGACAUAUAUGGUAGAAUUGUACAAAGACAAGUACACUGAUAUCGAAGAAGAACUUAUGCAUAUAAAACGAGAACAUAAAGAGAGUUGUAGAGAAAAUGAAAAAUUAAAGCGUUUAUUGGCCGCUCAAAAACUAGAAUCUGUAACACUUCAACAAGAACUAGAAGAACGUGAUAAACUCAUUGAGGAAAAAGGUUUAGUAAUUAUCAGCACAGAACAAGAAAGUUGGAAUGAGAAUGAUCAAUGUAAUAGUAAAAUAAAACGUGCCUUAGUCUCUGUUGAAAAUGCUCAAUUGUUACAAGAUGCAGGAGAAGGUUGUUUAGAUGUACGACUCAAAAAGUUUACUGAGGAGCGCAACAACUAUAUAGACGAAAUUAAUAGGCUCAAAUUAGAGUUGCAAGAGGCCAAACGUCAUAGUGAUAACCAUUAUAAUGGUACAGACUCAGACGAUUUGGAAGAUGCCCAAAAAGAAACUAAUAAAGUUCUUAGUGAUUAUAAAUUCAAGUGGCAAAAGGCUGAACAAGAUAUUUCUACGUUACAAGCUAAUGUAGCUAGACUUGAAAGUCAAGUAAUUAGAUAUAAAACAGCUUCUGAAGCAUCUGAGAAAGCUGAAGAUGAACUGAAAUUGGAAAAACGAAAACUACAGCGCGAGCUCCGAGAAGCUCAAGCAAAAGUUGAAGAAUUGGAGACAUCCAAUAUGCAUUUAUUAAAACGCUUUGACAAGUUAAAGAAUGCCAAAUCCAGUUUACUAAAAGAUUUAUAAUAAACUAUCUUAUUCCCUAUCGAACAAAACUAAAAAUGCGAUAUUUUGUGCAAUAAAAUCUAUAUUCAUCAUCAGUGUCAUAUCAGACAAUUGAUAAUGGGAAGAUGUGCAAAACUGGACAAGAAACAUAAAAUAAUUAAAAACAUAAUUUAGUUUAUAAUUUUUAAAUAAUUUAAUUGAUAUUAAUAAAUAUUUAA